CAGCAGCAGCAACAGGCGUUCCAGCACCAGCGAACCCCGCCGCCGCAGCAGCAGCAGCAGCAGCAGGGUGACGGCGCCGUGUCCAUGGCGAGGUCGGGCUCAUCGCCGGGCCUGCGGCUGGACGACGGGCGCUUCGUCAAGUUUGGCGAGCACUCGAUCGACAUCCGCGCGAGCCGCGAGCGGCUACGGCAGGCUCGGGAGGCGGCGGGCGAGAGGUGA
Gaeumannomyces tritici R3-111a-1 is the source of this 219-nucleotide messenger RNA. RefSeq lists its product as hypothetical. The annotation marks the transcript as partial. Lineage: Eukaryota; Fungi; Ascomycota; Sordariomycetes; Magnaporthales; Magnaporthaceae. The transcript has a single exon. The record is from RefSeq and is a predicted model, not a curated record.